Messenger RNA from Vicia villosa (hairy vetch), 766 nucleotides. RefSeq lists its product as uncharacterized. The transcript has 2 exons. Gene Ontology annotation, biological process: iron-sulfur cluster assembly. Bases 185 to 472 code for a protein of 95 amino acids. The record is from RefSeq and is a predicted model, not a curated record. Lineage: Eukaryota; Viridiplantae; Streptophyta; Magnoliopsida; Fabales; Fabaceae.
CCCCAACCCAAACCCUUGUGCAAAAACCUUCACUUGCGAGCAUCAUCAGACGCACCACAACUCUCCACAUUCAAGCAUCGUCACCGAUUCAGUUCCUCCACAAUUUCGUUUCUCGAUCCUUCAACCUUCAAAUCCUACCAAUUUUCCAUCGCCAAUUCCACUUUUCCUCUCCACAACGGUUACAAUGGCGGCAACAGCUUCAUCUCCUUCGAAAUCCCAAAUCCUAUCGCUCGUCCGUUCCUUCAUACGAGUAUCUCGUCAAUUUCCCGAUUACAACAUCAGGGAAUACACUAAACGACGUGCCGUCGACGCGUUUCGUCAAAACGCGACGCUUUCUGAAUCUUCAUCGGUUUCCGAAGCUUUUACGUUCGGAAAGUCUCAGCUUGAAGUGGCGAAACGACAGGCCGUUGUUUACUCGCUUUAUGUUCCUCCUCUUCCCAGUGUUAUGGAGAUUCAGAAUAAACCCUUUUAAUCAAGGUUAUGUUCUGUUGAUGAUAGGACAAUCAGAAAUGUGUUUCCCUAUUUCGCAUUCUUCUAUUCCGGAAUGGGCUUAUGAAGCGAUAAUCUCGAGUUUACAACUUUCUCUUGGAAAGCUAUUAUUGCUCUUUAGUUGACAACUUUUAUGUUGUUAGAAUUGGAAUGAGUAAUUUUAGUUGGUCAGAUUUAAUUUAAUUUUUGAUACUAUGAUAAUAUGCAUUUUUCUACUACAUGGUAAUAAUUUGAUGAUGCAACAUAAAGUUUAUUUAUUUUUGCUCAUUUUUAGUUA